Molecule: messenger RNA, 3291 nt
Organism: Elaeis guineensis (African oil palm)
Lineage: Eukaryota; Viridiplantae; Streptophyta; Magnoliopsida; Arecales; Arecaceae
Source: RefSeq, a predicted model, not a curated record
CUCUCUCCCCGCUUCCCGUUUCCCGUUCCCUUCUCACUCCGUCAUCUCAUCCCUCUGUUGCUUCGCCCGCCAUCCAAAGCUGAAUACUUCCUAAAACCCUGAGCCGGCUCGAGGGUUUCGAUUCGCCGUGAAAAGCUCCGACGCUCGAUCCUUGAUCUCUUUCUCCCUCUCGUCCCCUCUUCUCUUCCGACUAUCUCUUCGAGAGGAGAGCCAUGGUUUGUCUCAGCGUGCUCCCAUCUCUCUGCCCCUGUGGGCUCUCCGGGAGACCCAGGCUUCCGAAAUCCAUAGUUCGGUGCUCCCUCGGAUCUUCUUCCUCUGUCCCAGGUGCCCAGGAAUUGGAAGUUUCCCGCAGAAAAUCCAGAAGAACUGAGGGGGUACGAAAGAGCAUGGAAGAUCCUGUCCAGCGCAAAUUGGAACAGUUUUAUGAAGGAUUAGAUGGUCCACCACUCCGUGUGCUUCCAAUAGGUGGUUUGGGGGAAAUUGGGAUGAACUGCAUGCUUGUAGGAAACUAUGACCGUUAUAUCUUAAUUGAUGCAGGUGUCAUGUUCCCAGAUUAUGAUGAGUUUGGAGUCCAAAAGAUUGUACCUGAUACAACAUUCAUCAAGAGAUGGAGCCAUAAAAUUGAAGCAGUUGUUAUAACACAUGGCCACGAGGAUCACAUUGGUGCGUUGCCUUGGGUUAUCCCAGCUUUGGAUUCUCAUACACCAAUAUUUGCUUCAUCUUUUACAAUGGAGCUUAUCAAGAAGCGCUUGAAGGAGUUUGGGAUUUUUGUUCUAUCCAGGCUUAGGUUAUUUACGAUCAGAAAGAAGUUCCUUGCUGGGCCAUUUGAAGUGGAGCCGAUCCGUGUAACUCAUUCAAUUCCUGAUUGCUGUGGCUUGGUUCUCCGUUGCAGUGAUGGUACCAUUCUACAUACUGGUGAUUGGAAGAUUGAUGAGUCACCAUUGGAUGGUAAAAUUUUUGAUCGUGAAACAUUGGAGGAUCUCUCUAAAGAAGGGGUGACUUUAAUGAUGAGUGACUCGACCAAUGUUCUAUCACCUGGAAGAUCUGUUAGUGAAGCUGUUGUAGCAGAUGCUUUACUACGACAUAUUUCAGCUGCAAAAGGAAGAGUUAUUGCUACACAAUUUGCUUCUAACAUACAUCGUCUUGGAAGCGUGAAAGCUGCUGCUGAUCUAACUGGUCGUAAAUUGGUGUUCGUGGGCAUGUCUCUAAGGACGUAUUUGGAUGCUGCUUUCAAGGAUGGAAAGGCACCAAUGGAUCCUUCAACCUUGGUUAAAGUAGAGGAUAUUGAUGGCUAUGCCCCCAAAGAUUUGUUGAUUGUUACGACUGGCUCUCAAGGGGAGCCGAGAUCUGCUUUAAAUCUUGCAUCAUUUGGAAGCAGUCAUUCUCUCAAACUAGGCAAAGAUGAUGUGAUCUUAUAUUCGGCUAAGGUGAUUCCUGGAAAUGAGACUCGGGUAAUGAAGAUGCUAAACCGCAUAUCAGAUCGUGGCCCCACAAUUGUGAUGGGCAAAAAUUCAGGCCUGCAUACAUCUGGCCAUGGCUAUCGUGGAGAAUUGGAGGAAGUUCUUAGGAUUGUGAAACCUCAGCAUUUCCUUCCCAUUCAUGGAGAGCUUUUUUUCCUCAAGGAGCAUGAAUUACUUGGAAGAUCAACUGGCAUACGGCACACCGCUGUAAUAAAGAAUGGAGAGAUGCUUGGAGUUUCACAUCUCAGAAACAGAAGAGUCUUGUCCAAUGGGUUUGCUUCAUUAGGGAAGGAGGAAUUGCAGUUAAUGUAUAGUGAUGGUGAUAAAGCAUUUGGAACAUCAACUGAACUUUGCAUUGAUGAGAGGCUAAGGAUCGCAACGGAUGGAAUUAUAGUUGUCAGCAUGGAGGUUUUACGCCCUCAAAAUGUAAAUGGUUCAUCACAGACGUGUUUGAAAGGAAAAAUUAGGAUAACCACUCGUUGUUUAUGGCUUGAUAAAGGAAAGCUGUUAGAUGCACUCUAUAAAGCUGCACAUGCUGCACUUUCAAGCUGUCCAGUGAGCUGUCCUCUGGCUCACAUGGAACGGAUUGUAUCUGAGGUAUUAAGGAAAAUAGUGAGGAAAUACAGCAGUAGAAGGCCUGAAGUCAUUGCAGUUGCUGUGGAGAACACUGUUGGAGUUCUGUCUGAAGAAUUGAGAAGCAGAUUAUUAGGAAAAUCUCAUGGUGGGUUUGGGCUAUCUGCCCUUGGUCAACGAGCCAACAUCCAUUUGAGGAAGGUUUCAAGCAGCAAAUUUGAAGAAGACACGGACUCUAUGGACGUCACAGAGAACCUAACGGAAGAUGAAUCUGAAGGUGAUGGUGCCGAUCUUGAGCAACCAAGAACCGAAGAUGCAAUUACAAACAACCUAGGAGAGUCAUCUUCACAUGCCUCUACAAAAUUAGAAGAUCUUUUGAAGUCACUUAAGGGCUCUUCAGCUGUCCAAGUCCCAAAAGUAGCAAAUAGCUUUGUUUUAGAAGAGAAUCUAAAAUUGAGUAAAGAUGGAAAAGUGGGCAACAGGGAGAACAUAAAACCAUCAGAUCCUGAGCCAGUGACAACUAAACCUGCAAAGAGGAACAAAUGGAAGCCUGAAGAGAUGAAACAAUUAAUAAAAAUGCGUGGCGAAUUGGAUAAUAGAUUCCGGACUGUCAAAGCAAGAAUGAUACUCUGGGAAGAGAUAUCUGUCAGCCUGUUGAAGCAUGGAGUAAAUCGUACUCCAGCACAGUGCAAGUCUCUUUGGGCAUCACUUGUUCAGAAAUAUGAGGUACUCGCACAAUUUCCUUUUUUUACAGGGCUGUAAGAGUAAUGAGAAAAGCAGAAAAUCUUGGCCUUAUUUCACCUCCUUGGACGAGAUUCUGUCUGUUCAUGAAGGGGCAACAAAAUGAACAAGAGUAAACGGACCAUUGAAAGCUUAAGAGUAUUUUGUGGAUAACGUUAUCAGAAGAUCACCAUGGUAGGUCUAUCAGAUGACAUUACACAGCAUGGACAUUUGUGGAGUUAUUUUUUAUCGGGCUUUGAUGAAGCCCUGAUAUAUAUCCUGAAGGUGAUUUAUUUUCUGAAACCGUGAAGAGGAAAGGAAGAAGCUCAGCUACAAUCCUCCAGUUCAAUUGUAUCAGCAGCUUUCAGUGAAUGGUUGUACCAACAUGAUUUUAUUUACCAAAAAUUUGUUCUCUUUGUAAGAUUGUUCCAAGUUGUUCUUGAAUAUCAUGCUGUUAUGUGGAGCCACAUCCACUUGUGUUCCUCUAGUGGUUAUUUGUAAAACUGUGACAGAUGGAAAGUAGUGAUUCUUUAUAUAU